UUGAACGGUUCGGGUCGCUGCAUGUUGCUUGCAUUCGGUUAACAGUACGUUUCGUUUCGUGUGUGUUUUCGUUUGUCGUAAUUCGCGUGGCUGCGCAUGCGAAGGAGAGCGCGCAAAGCAUAGUAGCAACAGCAACAGCAACAGGAACAACAUCGAAGAGACACAUAAAGUGCAAGCAAACAAACAAACAAACAAAAAAAGAGUGCAAAUGGGGAAAUGGAAAUGCAAGUGCAAAUAGUGCAACAGAUUUUAACGCAUUUGACUUUGUGCGCCGCCAGCAAUAUUUUUCCAAUAUUUUGACUCGGAUUUGGUCGAUUGCCAUCGCUCAUCGUUUAUCGCUUCGUGCGCAAUAUACCAACUCCCCCCCUGCUCUUGCCACUAAGAAAACGCCGACUUUACUUUAUCAAUUUGUUGGUGCAACCCAAAAAUCGGGAACUGCCAUCGCCACCGUCGACGCUCUUAUCAUACGCAAGUAACUUACUUUGCCCAAACUGAAUUAUUGCCGAUACGCGAAGAGGCACGGAAAAAGUCUUACCCAAGACAAACAGAGGAUCGUCCCAGUACCAGUCUCAGUCCAUUAGCACAUACUCGAAGAAAUCCCCGGGUCGAGGAUUAUUCAAAUAUUUGUGUCCCAGUGUGUGUGUGUGUCUGCCGCUGAUAAGAUGACCACCAAGGCAGUGUCCAGGUGCAAUAGAGCCAUAAAUUGAGGCCAGGUUCAAGCUCACUCCCCCACUCCCCCACUCCCCCAAGUGUUCCAAGCCAAACCCUCCGAUACCGACUCCUGAUAAACCGAAUUCCAGCAUGAGCAGCCUGCGCCCGGGCAGCGUCUGUGACACGACGCCGCUGCAGCGCUUCGAGAGCCAAAGCAGCAGCGGCGAGGAGCCCUCGUCUCCGACGGCAGCCAGCAUCAUAGCAGCCGCCGCUGCAGCCGCCGCCUCGACCACAUCGACAUCCAAUCCCCACAACCUAAACAACAACAACAAUGUAAAACUUGAUUUACAGCUGCCGACAUUCGUUGGAAGCUCGGGAGCGGCACCCGGCCUGGGAACUGGACUAGCCAACGGGCCAGGAUCCAUUGGCGGCGGCAAAAGGCCACUGCGCGGUCCAACAAAGAUACUUGGACGCAUUCUCUUGGACUUGUGUAUGCUCAGCUGCGUGGGUCUGCCCAUGCUGGGCUUCUCCUUGUGGGGUGAGCCCUUCAAGCGCGGCUUCUUCUGCAAUGACUCGUCGCUGAAGCAUCCCUACAAACACUCCACCAUACGCAGCUGGAUGUUGUACCUCAUGUGUGGCGCACUGCCCUUCUCGCUGAUAAUCCUCGUGGAGUUCUUCAGGUGCCAGGACAAGCGUUUGCAUGGCCCAUUUAAGAGCCUGAAGACCCGCACUGGCAGUGGCUAUCAUUUGUGUCAUCUGGAACUGCCCUACUGGCUGCUGGAGUGUUACAAGAAGAUUGGCAUCUUCAUCUUUGGCCUGGGCGUUGAGCAGCUGACGGCGAAUAUAGCCAAGUAUGCCAUUGGCCGGCUGCGACCGCACUUCUACACUCUCUGCCAACCCGUACUCUGGGAUGGCAGCAAUUGCACUCAUCCCAUGAAUGCCGCUCGCUACAUCGAAGAGUUCACCUGUGGCGCAGCGGACAUGAAUGCCAAACGGCUCAAGGAUAUGAGUCUAUCGUUUCCCAGCGGACAUGCCAGCUUCUCCUGCUACGCCAUGCUCUACAUAGUCAUCUACUUGCAGCGCCGCAUGCAUUGGCCCCGACUGCGUAUGUUGCGACACUUUCUGCAGUUUUCGCUGCUCAUGUUCGCCUGGUACACCUGCCUGACGCGCAUCUCCGACUACAAGCAUCACUGCUCCGAUGUGCUGGCAGGCGCUGGCAUUGGCAUAACCUAUGCCAUAGUUGUGACCUCAACCUUGUGGUAGGCGGGGUUACAAACCCCUCCCCAAACUACCCACCGCGCUGGCCGGCGUUCGCUUUAGCAGAUGCUUCAUCUACUGGAACUUUCAGUUUUUAACUUAGUCUCAAAUAUCGACCAUCGUUAGCAGCUAAGCACUUAUUUAUCUCUGUAUCUACAUGUCUAAGAGUGCACGUUUCAAUCAUUUUUAACAUUUUACUUCAUAAAUUUUGAGUUACUAUUAAAUGUUUUAACAUUACAAAACAA
This is a messenger RNA of Drosophila guanche, 2153 nucleotides long. Its product is annotated as putative phosphatidate phosphatase. NCBI's taxonomy places the organism in Eukaryota, Metazoa, Arthropoda, Insecta, Diptera, Drosophilidae. The coding region runs from base 802 to 1914 and encodes 370 amino acids. Gene Ontology annotation, molecular function: phosphatidate phosphatase activity. The record is from RefSeq and is a predicted model, not a curated record. The transcript has 6 exons. Gene Ontology annotation, biological process: signal transduction; phospholipid metabolic process; phospholipid dephosphorylation.